GUUACGUUGAGCCAAAGUUCAUCAUACCAGUGUAAACAAUAAGUGGGACUUUGAGACAGGACGACCCUUUACAUUUUGUUCCGCCAGCGACAUUACAGGCCAUGAACUGAUGGUCGUAUUAUGAUUCAAGAAUAAAUCCUUGGAGCUGGGUUUGCAGAUUUACAACUCAUCGGAAAUGAAACUCGUACUACUUUUGUCGUUUUUGGCAGCAGCCUCUGCUGCUUCCAUCGGAUCCGAGAAAUGCACGUGGGGUCCUGCUUAUUGGUGUGAUCAUCCCCUGAAGGCGAAGGAAUGCGGUGAAGGGGCCACUAGCUACUGCAUCGCCAACGACUGGGCACAGCUGAAGGUUGAUGAUGAUUCCGCUUGUGAUGACUGUAAGAUGUUCAUCGCAGCAGUCAAAGAUGUUCUCAACAACAGUACAGUGCAGACAGAGAUCCUCUCUGUCGUCAAAGAACUAUGCAACAAGCUUGGGUCGGAGGCCACGACCUGUCAGCUGAUAGUCGACCUUUACGGCAUGAAAUUCCUGGAGGCACUCAUUACGGACUUGGAUGCAUCACAAGUCUGUAUGCUGCUCGAGCUUUGCAAGAGUGCCACGCCCAAUGAUGUCAUCCAGGGUCCACUACUGGUAACCGUACUUGACCCUGACGUAUGCGCCGAAUGCAAGCAGAUUUUCUCGGACCUCGAUGAUCUUCUCAGUAACAAAUCAGUGCAGCAAUAUGUCUUCAAGGAGGUGAUUGAAGUUUGUGAGCAGGCUGGGGCGCCGGCGGACCUCUGUAAGAUGUAUGUGAAUCAGUAUGGCCCGGAGGUCUUCCAGUACAUCAUUGGACUCCUGAAUGGCGACAUGCUCUGCAGUGAACUGGGUGUCUGCUCAAGCAUCACCCGCUUCAAUUUCCUGAAGAAAGUAUCCAACCUCCAAGCUGCCCCGUGCACCGACUGCAAGCAGAUAUUCUCGGACAUUGAUGAUCUUCUGAGUAACAGUGCGGAAGUGUCUUCAUUUAUGCAACAGGAAGUCUUACAGUAUUGUUUAAAGUUGGGACUGUUCCCUAAUGAUGUCUGCCAAGAACUGGACAAAUACACACCAGUGUUCAUGAAGUACAUUGCGACCCUUCUCGAUGGUGAUAUGCUUUGCAGUGAGCUGGGUGUCUGCUCUUCAACUGGACAUGCUGGAACUUUCAAUCCUAAGCAACUGUUUAUGAAACUCAUAAAGGUGUCCAAACUCACCGCUGACCCGUGUACCGACUGCAAACAGAUAUUCUCAGACCUUGACGCGCUUCUCAGUAACAGUUCAGUGCAGCAAUAUGUGCAAAAGGAAGUCUUGCAGGUCUGUAAUGACGUUGGAUUGCCUGGUGACAUAUGCCAAGACAUUGCUCAAUAUGUACCACAGGUCCUGAAUUAUCUUGUUGGCUUUCUGGAUGGAGGUAUGAUUUGCAGUGAGCUGGGUGUCUGCACUUCUACUCCGACUCUCAAUCUUCAGCAGAGUUUGUUUCUUAAACUCAUAAAGGACUCGGAUGAAACCUUGUGCCAAGCCUGUGGAGAUUUGCUUAAUGGAUUGACAUCAUUCUUUGGCAAUGCAACCGUUCAGAAAUACGCGCUUAUGUAUGCGAUCGAGUAUUGCCAGGUGGAAGGCUACUCCAAAGAUACUUGCACACAGGCUGUCAACCAGUUUGGCCCUACGGUCAUCAGUUUCAUCAUCCAACACUCGGAUAAAGUUUGCAACAUUUUCAUGCAGUGCCCGUCGUACAACAAGCCCGUGCCUAAUGGUGACCUGUGUUCCAGCUGCAAGCAAGUAUUCAGUGGUCUGGCUACCAUCACUGGCAACAGCACAUUCCAGAAGACAGUGCAGACGGAAGCAUCAUUGUUCUGCAGAUAUGAAGGCCACUCAACGGCCGAGUGCGAACAGUUUGUCAACCAAUAUGUGGGCAAAUUUGUCCAAUUUGUAACUUCCCAGCUGAAAGAACCUGUUUGGUGUGAGAUCAUCCAGGUGUGUACGCCCAGCCAAGACUUCAGCGCAGUCAGCAAGCCACAAGCCAUGUCUCGACUCAUGCAGGAUCCUCCCUCUAACGGUGACACCUGCAAGGAAUGCAAGGCAAUAUUCUCAGACUUGCAAGACAUCCUGAACAACGAAACUGUGCAGACACAAUUGUUCUCCACCUUAACCAAGGUGUGUGUAGCCCUAGGCAUAGCUCCGGAUACAUGUACUACAGACAUCGGCGAGUUCGGACCGCUAGUUUUACAAGAGCUGAUUCCAUUGCUGGACGGCAGCACUAUCUGCCCUCAGCAGGGUUUAUGUGCAGCAGGCUCUCUCUACAAACUCGGCCGUGUUGUCUCAUCCGUUCAGCAGGUUACUAAGAGCAAUGGAGAUCCCUGUGCAGAGUGUAAGGAGAUAGUUAUGGACUUGUUAGAUAUUCUCAACAAUCAAACAGUGCAAAAAGAUAUAUUCAACAAGGCCAUCGCUGUCUGUGUCGCUCUAGGCGGUUCCACAGCUACCUGUACUGGAGUGAUUAACAACUAUGGUCCCGUCGUUCUGAGCAUCCUCACAAAUGAACUGACACCGUCUCUGUGCACCAUGAUACAACUAUGCACCUCAAGUGUGGAGCAUGUCCAGCCCAAACCAGCCGCCAAGGCCGUUAUGGUGCCCCCAUCAGACGGUAACGUCUGCACGGAAUGCAAGCAGAUGAUUGCGGACAUAAAGGACAUCCUGAGCAACACCACUGUACAGAACAAUCUAUUCAGUACACUGACUAAAGUCUGCGUGGCCCUUGGCAUUCCUUCUGAUACCUGCAGUGAAGACAUCAUGCAGUAUGGCCCUGUCGUAGUACAAUUCAUCACUGCAGAGCUGGAUGGCACUGUUCUGUGCCCAGAACUGCAACUCUGUGCACCGGGAGUCAUGGCCAAGUUGAUUGAUGCUGUUUCGGCCUUCAGGAAGAUCGUUGUGUCUGCAAAUGGCAAUACCUGCACUGAGUGUAAAGACGUCAUCAUGGAUCUAUCAGACAUCCUCGGCAAUCAAACGGUGCAGGGCAAUUUAUUUAAGCAGCUCAUCGCCGUCUGUGUGGCUUUAGGAAUCCCCUCUGAUACCUGCAGCAGCGACGUCAAUGAGUUCGGACCGAUUGUCCUGCAGGCACUUAUUGGAUACUUGAGCCCUUCCCUCUGCCCAGGGCUGAGUCUGUGUUCAUCAGCCAUUCCAGAACCAUUCCACUUGCCCAAACAGAUGCCAGCCCUUGAACUGGUGCCUGCACAACCGAUAUUCAACCCCGUCGGUGAUGACCCCACGAAUUGUCUCAUAUGCGAGUUUUUAAUGGAUGUCCUGGGAGCCGUUUAUCCCACAGGAGCAACCUCUGCCCAGUUGGAGACACUCAUGUAUACGAGCUGCAAGUCCCUACCUACCGAAGAGUUAGUGAAGCAAUGCAACGCGUUUGUGACUAACUGGGCCGAUAGACUUAUCGAAGAGUUGGUGGCACUGGACUUCGACUAUGACAAAGCGUGUACCGGGCUCCAGAUCUGCCCAGGUAUUGUUCCGGAACCGAAAGCCCAAAUAAACGAUACUACAUGCAUCAUGUGUGAGUUUGUGAUGGACUUCCUCACCUCAUUUCACCCGCAAGACUUCACAAAGGUGGAUAUCCAAUCUGCCAUGAACAAAGCAUGCUCCCUUCAGCCGCCCGGUUCCAAGACUGAAUGCGACGGUUUUGUGAGCCAGUACGGUGCCCAGAUCAUCACUCUGCGGAUGGACAAGACACCCUUUGAAGACGUCUGCAUGAAGAUGAAUGUCUGCCCAGAUUUGGUGUCGGCGCAGGACCGUUUUGAUGACAUCUUUGACUGUUUGGAGUGCCAACGCGUCAAGGCUUACCUCGUUCAAGUGAUCAAACCGCACGUUACCCAGCAACAGGUUGGCUACGCGCUGGACGCAGUGUGUCUCUUGAUAGGGGGCAACGUGAAGGGCUGCCUCGAAUUCAUGAUACAGUAUCGCAGCGACGUGGCAGGGUACUUGCUGUCAGGAAAACCAGUCGACAUGCUCUGCAAAGGGAUUGGAGUGUGCACAGCAGCUGCCAAGCCAGUGCCAGAGAAUACACAAGUUGGUAACGCACUUGAGUGCGAAGUUUGUAAACUUGUGAUGGGAGAAAUUGAAGUUCUGUUGAAGAAGAACGCUACGGAGAAAGACAUCGAGAAAUUUCUGGACAACAUCUGUAAUGUCCUGCCCUCGAGUUUGAAGGAUGCAUGCGAUGCUUUCGUCACAAAGUACACCACGGCGAUUAUUGAUCUGCUGAAGUCGAUUCCCGCAAAUGGGAUCUGCCAAUACUUGGGGGUGUGCACCAGCUCAAGUGCUCCUCUCGUUCAGACAAAUCUUGUUCAUGUUGGAAGUUCUGUCCAGUGCGAUAUUUGUGAAUAUGUCAUGGACCUACUUGAUGUCUUAAUCAAGGAAAACGCAACCAAGACGGAUAUUGAACAUUUCUUGGAGAAUAUCUGCGCUGUCUUACCGUCACAGUUGAAAACAGAGUGUGAUAUGUUUGUGAAAGAGUACGUUCCUGAGAUCUUGCAACUUUUGGCAACAUUCCCUCCCGAUCAGAUCUGUAAAGAGCUUGGACUUUGCACCAGUUCUAAAGCUUCACUGGCUCAGUCAAAUCAUGUUCAGGUCGGAAGUUCUGUCGAGUGUGAGAUUUGUGAAGAAACAAUGGCUCUGCUGGAAGGCUUUCUCAAGCAAAACACAACCAAGGCGGAUAUUGAGAACUUCUUAGUGCAUAUCUGCGAUAUCUUACCCUCACAGUACAAAACAGAGUGCGAUAUGUUUGUGAAACAGUACGUUCCUGAGAUCUUGCAACUGUUGUCUACGUAUCCUACCGAUGAGAUCUGUAAAUUGCUUGGACUUUGCACAAGUUCCAAAGGUCCCGUGGCUCAGUCACAUCCUGUUCUGGUUGGAAAUGCCAUCGAGUGUGAGAUUUGUGAAUAUGUAACGGGCCUGCUUGAUGCCUUUCUUAAGGAGAAUAGAACCAAGGCGGAUGUUGAACAUUUCUUGGACAAUAUCUGCGAUAUCUUACCCUCACAGUACAAAACAGAGUGUGAUAUGUUUGUGAAAGAGUACGUUCCUGAGAUCUUGCAACUUUUGGAUACAUACCCUCCUGACCAGAUUUGUAAACUUAUCAAACUUUGCAGCAGUGCAAAAGCUCCCGUGGCUCAGUCACGGCCUGUUCUGGUUGAAAAUGCCAUCGAGUGUGAGAUUUGUGAAUAUGUAACGGGCCUGCUUGAUGCCUUCCUCAAGAAGAAUAGAACUAAGGCUGAUGUUGAACAUUUCUUGGACAAUAUCUGCGAUAUCUUACCCUCACAGUACAAAACAGAGUGUGAUAUGUUUGUGAAAGAGUACGUUCCUGAGAUCUUGCAACUUCUGGAUACAUACCCUCCUGACCAGAUUUGUAAACUUAUCAAACUUUGCAGCAGCAGCAGUGCAAAAGCUCCCGUGGCUCAGUCACGUCCUGUUCUGGUUGGAAAUGCCAUCGAGUGUGAGAUUUGUGAAUAUGUAACAGGCCUGCUUGAUGCCUUUCUCAAGAAGAAUAGAACUAAGGCGGAUGUUGAACAUUUCUUGGACAAUAUCUGCGGUGUCUUACCCUCAAAGUACAAAACAGAGUGUGAUAUGUUUGUGAAAGAGUACGUUCCUGAGAUCUUGCAACUUCUGGAUACAUACCCUCCUGACCAGAUUUGUAAACUUAUCCAACUUUGCACCAGUGCAAAAGCUGCUGUGGCUCAGACAAAUCAUGUUCAGAUCGGAAGUUCCGUCGAGUGCGAAAUUUGUGAUGAAGUCAUGAAGCUGCUGGAUGUCUUUCUCAAGGAAAACAGAACCACGGCGGAUAUUGAGAAGUUCUUAGACAACAUCUGCGCCGUCCUCCCCCCGGCAUUCGCGAAGCAGUGCGAUGCGUUUAUGAAUGAGUACGUUUCCCAGAUGUUGAAACUGCUGGCUCAGUACCCUCCUGAUCAGAUCUGUAAACUGCUCGGACUUUGCACCAGUUCCAAAGAUCUUGAGGACGUCAAGGAAAGCACCGAAUGUAUUCUGUGUCAGUUGGUCAUGACGGAAGUGGACAAGUUGCUGGAUGGCAAAACAUCUCAAGCAGAGAUUGAGAAGGUUCUGGAAGACGUCUGCUCUCUGAUGCCCACGACCAUCCGCACAGAGUGUGAAGAGUUCGUCAAGGAGUACGCCCCACAGAUCAUCCAGCUCCUGUUGCAGUUUGUCACCCCAACGAAGGUGUGCGAUGAGCUCAAACUGUGCACACCAUCUCAAGUUGAAGCCAAAGUACCUGAGACUGUGGGAGGAAUUGCAUGCGGUCCUUGCGAGAUGGUUGCUGAACACGUAGAGAUAAUCCUCAAGGAAGGAUCCACUCAGAAGGAGAUUGAGGAUUUCUUGAAGACCGAGGUGUGUCCCAAGCUGCCUGGUGAUGCUCAGAAAGAAUGCGUCAGCGUGGUAGACAAGUACCUGCCUGAGAUCCUGAAACUAGUGACCAGCAUGACACCAGAGGAGCUGUGUGGACUACUAGGGCUGUGUAGCUCAGGUGAUGCCAUGGACAAAAUGGUUGACGCUGCGAUUCAUUCCACUGCCGAGUGCAUGAUUUGUGACUUAAUCGUCAAGGAGAUGCGAACCGGGCUAUCCCAGAAUUCAACAGAGGCUGGAAUUCAGAAGUUCCUGGACACAGUGUGCAGUAAGGUCCCUCUAUCGACCGUGGCUAAGGACUGCCAGGAGUUUGUCAAUGAUUACACCAAGCCUAUCAUCCAGUACCUGCUGGCAGAGAUGGACCCCGACAACAUCUGCGACUUCCUCAAAGUCUGCGACCAGAGCAAAAUAACUUCUCCCUUUGGAAAGGUUAACAGUGACACCUUUUGUUUAGUCUGCGAUGUCCUUUUUGGCAUCCUUGAGACCCAGCUGGCAACCAACAAAAGUUUUGAGGAGGUGACUGAUUUGAUUGAGAAGGUUUGCCCCCUCCUGCCAGAAUCCUUGAACGAACAGUGCAAGGGCUUCCUUGACAUGUACGGACCCGUGCUGCUCAAACUGAUCGUAGACUCGGAGCUCAGCCCCAACGAAAUCUGCAAAGACCUCGGACUCUGCACCUCCUUCAGUCUUCUGCAGCCGAAACUGAUGUUUACCAGCGGAUCGGUCGAAUGUGACGCCUGCAAGGAGCUAGUCACUGUGGCGGAAGACUUGGUGAAAGAGAAUGAAGACAAGAUACUGGAAACGAUUGCCAAGAUCUGUGAUCUGUUCCCAAAGAAUGAUCAACAACAGUGUCAGAACUACAUUGAGGUGUACGGCGACUACAUUCUGGAUCUGAUUCUGGAGGGGUAUUUGACACCGGAUGCUGUCUGCAAGGAUCUGAAGUUAUGCAGCCAGUCCAUCAAGAGCCUCCCUCCAGCCAACAAGUGCAUGCAGGGCCCAGUGUUCUGGUGUGCAAGCAUGGACAACGCCAAACUAUGCAACACUGUUGAGCACUGUCGUCGCCACGCCUGGAACUGAGCCUAACACCGACCAACGAAUAGCGGUUUACUUUAAUAAACAUCCUGAAAAAUCUCUAUUUGCGGGCCUUGAAUUUGUUUACAUUUCAAAUUUACAGAAAAUAGUCUCAAUAAUAACAAUCACAAAAAGAUUUUGUAAUCAUGUAUUUGAGUCUGAUUGUGUAACAUGUGAUUCUUGAAACCGUACGAUUGUUGAAAUGGAACGGAAACAUUUGUACCUAUAAAAGCAGAAAAGCAGUAAUAUUGCUCAAAAACCUAAAUGGAAGAAAAUAAUUGGAUGCAUUGUUAUUACCCCCGCUCAUCGGGCCAUUAAAUUGUUCCUUGAGAUCUUCUCAACUUCCACAGACUGAUGAUUGUUGUAAUUAAGCAGCGCAGACAUUUCGGUAAGCAAAGCAAAUACUAGCUAAGUAAACAUUGGUUGCCAGCUAAAAUUGCCAUGCAGUGUCUAUUGUUCGUGACUGGUACCCGGCUAUUUGUUUUUGCUUAACACAUUUCCUUCUCUGCAACUCUGUAAAGUGGUGUCUAUAUAGAUCAAAACACGUAAAUGUAAAACCUCAUUUAUCUUAAAGGCUUCCAAUGUAAUUGUUUUCCAUAGGCCUAGAUCUUUUGGUAUUUCUUUGAAAGUUAGAAAACAAUUUCACUACUUUCCGUUGUACCAACAUAACAUUUCAAAGGGAUUUGUAUCCAAUUCUCAUGAUGCUGAGCACGAUCCAUGUGAAUUUGUUUAUUUUUAAUUUGGAUACAAAAAUAGUAAUGUUUAGACUGUAGGUGAUAUUUUUAGCGAUAGCUUAUAGAGUAGAAUAGAUACAAUAUCAGUAAGUAAUUGCCAGUGUUUUAAAUUAGAGUGUAUUUUGUAUUGUACGCUUUGUUAAAUCAACAAUUUGUAUUUGGAGACUGUAUUCUUGGUUGAUUAGUGUGUUUUUUUCCAAAACGGAGUAAAAUUUGUAUGUAAAAGGUUAAUGCAGCUCGUAAUGUCGCCAAAUACGGUUGGCUGAAAUGAUUGGUUGAUGCAAUAGUACCAGUCUGUAAUUUUGUAUCCUUGCAGUUGAUUUGGAAGUUGUUUGUUUGAUGAAAUGAAAUUAAAUGAAAUUAAAUAUGUAUUUUCUUAUCAAUUCUAAGAAAAAUUAGAUUUAACAAAAAAAUUUGCGUUUUUAUUGAAAUCUUUAUAUUUAAUUGUACGAUUUGUAUAAUGAGCAUUAUUUCUUGAUAUAUACUUAUCGAAAAAAAAAUUAUUCCGUCGUGAUUAACUUUACAAAAUAAUAAGCAAACACAACCAUAGAGCAAAAUACGCAGUAGAAGUAGUUGAAAACAGUUGGCGCUUAUUGAAGUAUAUAUGUUACCAUGGUUACGCUGAAUACAUUUUCCUUAUUUCAGCUACUGUCCUGACAUCGAUUUUGGGUCCUUAAUCUCGGCCAAGCCUCUGAGGCGAAAUCAACCACUUGUCACGACAGCUUUGUCUUUCAAUCAGCAUGCGUUGCAUUAACAAAAUCGUAUCAACUUUGAAAAAAAAUAUUCAUAGCAUAGAAAAUUGCUGUUCCGAAUACAAUUCCAGAUUCCGAUGUUUUGUUUUUAAUGAUAUGAAGUUUAUUUGCGUCCAAUAGUUCCUUAAUGUACUACUUAAUAUGUAUUUUAUUAUCAGUGAGAAUGUCAUUACGGGAAAAGGUUCCCUGGGGAGACAUUUGCAGACUUUUGUGCAACAAAUCCUUACUUUAUGACCGCUAACCCUCACCUAACCUUAACCUACCACAGCCAAGUGUGUAUUUGCCUGCAACCGGGGACCCCCUAUUGUCCGUCUUUUGUUUGGACUUGAACUUUUUAGGAAGGCCUCCCAUAUGUUUUGUACACGAAACCAAACUGGGGGCCUCUCGAGAAUGGGGGACCCUAUUGUCCUCUUUUGUUCAACGUCCCCUGUUGAAUGCAGAAACAAACUCAGUGAUGUAGUCGAGUCUAUCACGGAGUCCUCGCAAGGCCAUCACAAGUCCUCCAGUCCCAAUUCAAAUCACAAGCUAUUCAGAUGAGCUUUGACAUGCUUUCCUUUGUCAAUGUUCAUCCACUGUUUCAUGUGACCGCUGGACUUGUGAUUUACUUGUGACUGGACUUGUGAUGAACUUGCCUCCAGGCCUGUCCUACCUUCACCAAGCUUUGUAAAUUUGGGUUUUGCAUCACGAGGAAACGAUUUAGCCUGCAUUGCGAGACUAACAUUUUGUCUCGAAAUAGGACUGAAAUGUCUCCUCAUUCUAUCUAGUCCACAUAAAGUAUAGCUUUUGUUGAUAACUUGUCUCCCUAAAGGGUACAUUUGCAGAAAUUGGAAGUGCUACCUUAUAAACCUUUCAUUUUCUUUGUAUUGUAUCAAUUGGUAUUGGACAAUUUUGUGGUACUCCGAUUUUAUAUUUAACUUUUUUUUUUUAAUAAAUAAAUUGUGAUACUCGCAAGUUAUAUUCUGCUUACUCGGAUAAAUGACAAUGAAUGAAAAUAAAUGAAAGAAAAUUG
This is a messenger RNA of Patiria miniata (bat star), 9972 nucleotides long. RefSeq lists its product as uncharacterized. The coding region runs from base 176 to 7483 and encodes 2435 amino acids. The record is from RefSeq and is a predicted model, not a curated record. The transcript is spliced from 65 exons. Lineage: Eukaryota; Metazoa; Echinodermata; Asteroidea; Valvatida; Asterinidae. Gene Ontology annotation, biological process: lipid metabolic process.